This is a messenger RNA of Aspergillus steynii IBT 23096, 1077 nucleotides long. Its product is annotated as taud/tfda taurine catabolism dioxygenase. Lineage: Eukaryota; Fungi; Ascomycota; Eurotiomycetes; Eurotiales; Aspergillaceae. Bases 1 to 1077 code for a protein of 358 amino acids. The transcript has 6 exons. Gene Ontology annotation, molecular function: oxidoreductase activity. The record is from RefSeq and is a predicted model, not a curated record.
AUGACUCCCUUUUUCGAGCCAUUCGAUCUUCCAAACUCUCGAACUGUUCAUGGCCACUCAUUCCCACUAGGUUUGAAAGUAGCACCGAGCUCCCAAGCUGCAUCCCUCGCAGAAACCACCACGAAGAUCAAGCAACUUGCCGCCGACGGCGUAAUCAGGGAUCUUCUCACCAAACAUGGUGCAAUCCUCUUCCGCAGCCUCCCCAUAAAGAACUCCACCGACUUCUCCGAAUUCACCGAGGCGUUCAACUUCAAAAACCCCCAUCAGGAAGUCGGCCUGUCGGGCAAACGAUCCGUCGUUGAGAAGAACGUAAAGACAGCCAGCGAAGUCGCGCCGGAUAAGAAGUUCUAUUAUCAUAACGAGUAUGCGCGCAGUGCGCAUCAUCCGGAGAUUAUCUUCUUUUAUGCGCAGAUUGUUCCUGAGAAGGGUGGCCAGACUCCGCUCCUGUCUUCUCUCGAGCUGUAUGAUCGAGUUAAGACGGAGAUUCCAGAGUUCUACGAUGAAUUGGUUGCUAAAGGGAUAAUCGGCCAGCAACACUACCCAUCCCCAGACGACCCAGACUGGCGAGAAAUCGGCUGGAAUUGGAAGGACUCCUACGGCUUCACGAUCCAAGAAACCGACUCCCUCGCCACCCAGCGUCAAAAGGUCGAAGACGUCCUGCACAAAUACCUCGGCGCCACUGCCUCCUGGCAACCCGACGGAUCGCUCCACGUCCUGCAACAUCUCCCCGCCAUCCGACGCGUCGAGUCCACCGGAAAAGGCACCUUUUUCAACGGCCUCGCGGGGACGUACGGCAACGCGAAAGACAACGGGGCGCUGGAGCCGCCGCAUCGGAAUAGCAACGGCGUUGGGUUUAAACUGCCGACGCUGUUUGGCGAUGGGAGUCCCAUUCCGCAUGUGUAUCAUGAGCGGCUGAUCGAGUUGCAAGAUCGGAUUGGGUUCCUGGUGCCCUGGGAGGAGGGGGAUGUUGCGUUGGUGAAUAAUUUUACGGUUGCGCAUGGACGUACGCCUUGGGAAGGGAAACGGAGGCUUUUGGUGAGUUUGUGGGAUGAUGUUAAGGAUUAUAAGGAUUAUUGA